AUGACAGGCCAGGUGCUGGAGAGUGCCGACCUGACGGUGUACCGGCUCUCAGUCAAGACCUCAAUGGAGGACGAGUCCGACAGAGCUGACAGCAUGCUGAGCCACAGGCCCUCGGUAAAUGACGACACGUCCUCGGAGCUGCAGAGGGUCGGGGUGAUCGAGCCGCGGGGACUUCACUCCCAAAGCUCCUUCAGGGGAAGAGGAGCCCUGUCCAGGUUGGUGAGUAUGGUUGUGACGCUGCGUGACUGGGCACAUAAGAGUCUGCAUGAGGAGGAGGAGCGUCCCGAUUCCUUCCUGGAGCGUUUCCGAGGCCCCGAGCUCCACAUGGCCCCCAGUCGCAUCAGCACCACCGGCCCCGAUCACGACGCCGCAGACGCCAACGCCAAAAUCAAGAAGAAGUCUGAUGUGUUCGUCCUGGCCCCUGCAGAUGACCUGUAUUACCGCUGGCUCUUUGUCAUCGCAGCUGCUGUGCUUUACAACUGGUGCCUCCUGGUGGUCAGGGCCUGCUUUGAUGAGCUGCAGACCAAUGGCUUCAUCCUGUGGCUGGUGAUGGACUAUGUGUCGGACGCCAUCUACAUACUGGAUGUGUGUGUCAGGCUACGCACAGGGUUCUUGGAGCAGGGCUUGCUGGUGAAGGACCUCACCAAGCUCCGGGACAGCUACGUGCGCACGCUGCAGUUCAAACUGGAUGUGUUGUCCAUCCUGCCCACGGACCUGGCCUACAUCGCGCUGGGCGUCCACACUCCCCUCCUCCGCUUCAACCGCCUGGCGCGCUUCUCGCGCAUGUUCGAGUUCUUCGACCGCACCGAGACGCGCACCAACUACCCCAACAUGUUCCGCAUCUCCAACCUGGUCCUCUACAUCCUGGUCAUCAUCCACUGGAAUGCCUGCAUCUACUUCGCCAUCUCCAAGUCGCUGGGGUUCGGCUCGGACCAGUGGGUGUACCCCAACAUCUCCGACCCCGAGUUCGGGACGCUGACGCGCAGCUACGUCUACUGCCUGUACUGGUCCACGCUGACGCUCACCACCAUCGGGGAGAUGCCCGCGCCGGUGCGCGACGAGGAGUAUCUCUUCGUGGUGUUUGACUUCCUGGUCGGGGUGUUGAUCUUUGCCACCAUCGUGGGCAACGUGGGUUCCAUGAUCUCCAACAUGAACGCCACGCGUGCCGAGUUCCAGGCCCGCAUCGACGCCAUCAAGCACUACAUGCAGUUCCGCAAGGUCAGCAAGGAGCUGGAGGCGCGCGUCAUCAAGUGGUUUGACUACCUGUGGACCAACAAAAAGGCCGUGGACGAGCAGGAUGUACUGAAGAACCUGCCCAACAAGCUGCGCGCAGAGAUCGCCAUCAAUGUCCACCUGGAGACCCUCAAGAAAGUGCGCAUCUUCCAGGACUGUGAGGCGGGGCUGCUGGUGGAGCUCGUCCUGAAGCUCCGCCCACAGGUCUUCAGUCCUGGAGACUACAUCUGCCGCAAGGGCGACAUCGGCAAGGAGAUGUACAUCAUCAAGGAGGGACGGCUGGCGGUGGUGGCGGACGACGGCGUGACCCAGUAUGCGAUGCUGACUUCGGGCAGCUGCUUCGGCGAGAUCAGCAUCCUUAACAUCCGCGGCAGCAAGAUGGGCAACCGGCGCACGGCCAACAUCCGCAGCAUCGGCUACUCCGACCUCUUCUGCCUGUCAAAGGACGACCUGAUGGAGGCCGUCAUGGAGUACCCCGACGCCAAGAAGGUGCUGGAGGAGCGUGGCAAAGAGAUCUUAAAGAAGGAGGGCCUGCUGGAGGAGCUGAGUGGUGGUCUCUUGGCGGAGGAAGUGGAGGAGAAGGUGGAGCGACUGGAGGCCUCCCUGGACGUGCUGCAGACGCGUUUCGCCCGGCUGCACGGCGAGUACACCUCCACACAGCAGCGGCUGAAGCAGAGGCUGACCGUGCUGGAGCGACAGCUGCGCUACUCGGGCAGCGGCUUCCUGUCUGACGGGAACGAGAGCGCCGUGGAUGGAGAUGGAGCCUACAGCGAAGUGAACAUUCGUUUCUGAGCGAAGGGCGACGCGAUGGGCUGGUGACAUGAGCACAGCAGCAGGACUUUGGUGUCUGUGUUUCAUCCAAAUCUGUUCAACAUUGGAGGGCUGAUGUAAAUAAA
This is a messenger RNA of Engraulis encrasicolus (European anchovy), 2129 nucleotides long. RefSeq names its product cyclic nucleotide gated channel subunit alpha 2a (gene cnga2a). Gene Ontology annotation, cellular component: intracellular cyclic nucleotide activated cation channel complex; plasma membrane. Lineage: Eukaryota; Metazoa; Chordata; Actinopteri; Clupeiformes; Engraulidae. The record is from RefSeq and is a predicted model, not a curated record. Gene Ontology annotation, molecular function: intracellularly cAMP-activated cation channel activity; cGMP binding; intracellularly cGMP-activated cation channel activity. The transcript is spliced from 11 exons. Gene Ontology annotation, biological process: monoatomic cation transmembrane transport. Bases 1 to 2025 code for a protein of 674 amino acids.